AUAUCUUCGGCCAAAUUAGCCUGUCUAUUCCUCUUAAAUAAUCUUGAUUGUAAAUAGAGCUAAUUCUUAAUGAAAUAAUCGCGAUCCGAGACGCGGGGAUCGGGAUCUCGGUUACGUAAGGGGUGGAGUGCAUGGGCUUUAUUAAGACGACCGACGGCUCUCCUAGUGAACACCGCUGUUCGUUAACAUUCCUGUAGCUAUUUCGGCAUUCUCAAAAUUUACGAUGGCGCCGACCGGAAAAUCGCCUCUGAACCUAGUUUUAGGUGUAUCAAGUGUCGGGGAUACAUCAAAGGACCCCAUGGCACGUUUCGAUACACCUGAUGAAGUAAACAAUUUUUUGGAUACAUUCACCGCGCGGGGCUACAAUCAACUUGAUACCGCGCGAGCCUAUCCCCCACACGCCCCCGGAACUUCCGAGCCUAGACUCGGGGCAGCUGGCGCGGGGGAUAGGUUCAUCAUUGACUCCAAAGUCUGGCCGGAGCACCAUACUAAAUCCGGCAUCAUUGGGGACGUCGAUAGUUCGCUUGAGGAAUUGAGGACAAAGCAGAUCAACAUCGAAUAUUUACAUAUGCCGGAUCGGGUAGCCAGUUUUGAAGAGAUUUGCGCGGGUAUGGACCAAGCGUAUAGAGAAGGAAAGAUUAAGGGAUGGGGCGUCUCGAGUUAUACUGCUGAGGAAAUCCAGAAGUUUGUCGAUAUUUGCGAGGAGCAUGGGUACGUUAAACUCAGUGCAUAUCAGGGGCAAUAUAAUGCUAUCGUGAGAGGUGGUGAAGAGGAGCUUUUCCCGGUAUUACGCAAGAAUGGUAUUGCUUUCUAUGCGUACAGUCCGGCUGCGGGUGGUUUUUUCUCUGGCGCUCAUAAGAAUAUCAAGCCCGGUGGACGGUUCGAUAAAGUGCAUGGUAUCGGAAAUUUGUAUUCGGGGUAUUUCUUGAAGCCGAGCAUCAUGGAGGCGGUAGAGAAGGCAGUGGAUGUAGCGGCCCAGCACGGAAUUAACGGACACGAGGCCGCAUUGCGAUGGAUAUCGUAUCACAGCAUCCUUGACAGGAAGUAUGGGGACUCCAUCAUUGUCGGUGCUUCUAGCUCGGAACAAUUGAACUCGAACAUCGAUGCGAUUGAGCGGGGUCCGCUCCCCGAGGAGGUAGUAGCCGCGUUUAAUGGCGUAUAUGGGCAAAUUGAUAAAGAGAGUGAAGUCCUGUAUUACCGGUAAAAUCCCGAUUGAGUUAGCCAGAGAGUCCCUCUAUUGAGGGUUAAAAUUUUGGAUUAAAGAAUUGACGGGGUUAACAAGCGCGAAACCCCACCAUUGUCUCUCUAAGGGGUGUCACGUGCACAUGAGGGG
This is a messenger RNA of Hypoxylon trugodes, 1333 nucleotides long. Its product is annotated as Aldo/keto reductase. The transcript has 3 exons. NCBI's taxonomy places the organism in Eukaryota, Fungi, Ascomycota, Sordariomycetes, Xylariales, Hypoxylaceae. Bases 224 to 1204 code for a protein of 326 amino acids. The record is from RefSeq and is a predicted model, not a curated record.